This is a messenger RNA of Betta splendens (Siamese fighting fish), 2115 nucleotides long. RefSeq lists its product as uncharacterized. The coding region runs from base 420 to 1190 and encodes 256 amino acids. The record is from RefSeq and is a predicted model, not a curated record. NCBI's taxonomy places the organism in Eukaryota, Metazoa, Chordata, Actinopteri, Anabantiformes, Osphronemidae. The transcript has 6 exons. Gene Ontology annotation, cellular component: cytoplasm.
UCAGUACAAAGGCAGCAGAGCAGAGCUGAUUCUGCAUAACACUGCUUCUGACGCCUGAUCUGAUCCCACACACACACACACACACACACAAAGGCUCACGCUCAUCACAUCACACUCAGAGCCGCUGCACCUCAGACCAGUGGAGGAGAUGAUCCCGGCUGGCAGCCGCUGACAGCCUCCUACAGAUCAUCUGAUACGGACACACUGCGCCUUGACCUCCAGAGAGCCUGGCACACUUCUGCUGAGCAUCUAACAAAGGAUUCUACAGUGACCCCCGGCAAUUAGACUGUACCCGAUCCCACAUCCCUGAAAGAAAAGGCAACCUGAUUCUUAGUGGGGCAGGAAAAAGGAGCGGAUCAUACCUCACAACUGAAACACAACCCACUGGAAGGAGAGACGGACGGCCGAACGCAGACGAGAUGCUGGCCGAAAUCCUCAAGAACAUGUGGGUGGACCCGGAGGUGCUGGAGGCCCUCAGCGACGAGCAGAAGAAGAUCCUGUUCCUGAAGAUGAGGCAGGAGCAGGUGCGUCGCUGGAGGGAGCGCGAGGAGAAGGAGGGACAGAACAACAACGAAACCAGGCCAAAGAACGUUUCCAGUAAACGUGUGACUUGGCUGCUUGGUCGCGACGGAGACGUGAGCGUCAACGUCAUAGGAGAGAUGGAUGAAUUCAGAUCAUCUAAACUCCUCCAGAACCUCAUGAACAACAGAUUGAGCGGCGAUAAAAUGAAUGGCAUCCAGACGGCGGACUCGCGGCCAGGAAGAGAGGCCCAGCAGCUCGGCUUUAAAGGCGACGUCCAGCUGCCCCUCGCAGAUGAGGACCACGCGUCGCCGAACCAGUCGUCCUCCGAGGAGGACGCGGACUCCUGCGGCGCCGAAGACGACCCGAAGGACCCCGGCGAGGACAGCGGCAGCGAAUCAGGCAGCGGCUCAGACAACCCCGCCGACUGGGCUCCUCUCCGCAGGCCCCGUCUUAGUAACCAUGGCAACCAGCCGCCGCUCAAAGCCCCGCUGUCAGGCACAGAGAGGGAUGGUCCCCGAGACAGAGAAAUUGUGUGCCGUGAAGAGGCGAAGGCAGAUUCCGGAGGUCGUGUGGCACAGCUCAGGAAGACCUUCAACAGCAACACCAAACCUCCGGUACCGGCCAAACCCGCGGAUCUGCAUGAAAGACGCACGCCCUUCAUCCAUUAGGCGUCCAGGUGUAGCCGUCUGCUACGACACCAGAAGGCCGGGCCUGCUGUGCUGAGCGUGCAGAAAAAAAGGGCUGUUACACAAUGAGGCUGAGGCCACACACACAAUCCUGACUUGAACCCAGAUACUUCACUCUUUGUUAGGCCUCAGCUCAAAGCCCGCCGACAGACAGAGCCAUGUCUGUGGGGGUGAAGCUUGAAAGCUCCCGAACCUGAAUCCACCUGAAUGAGAAAACGAAGCAGCUUUGACGUUGCAGCGUUUGGAUUCACACACAGUUUGUGGACAUGAUUGACAGGUGGAUGCAAAGCGUUCAAGGAGACACGCAGGCAACUGACAAAAUACACUAAAACGAGUUCUAGUCAUGUUUAAUAGUGAAAUGUUAUAAUAAUAGGUUUUGGGGUACUUGUUUGCUUUAACUGUGCUGUUCGACACCAGUGACUGUUUUUGUCGACUGGUGCAGUAGUUUGGGUGUUUUUUAUCGUAAAAGGGUUCAUUCUACAUCUUUUUACAUAUUCAAAUAUAUAUAUUUCUACAUAUUCUACAUUAUGUGAUUGAAUAUAAAGCCUAAAAUGGCUUCUCAAGUAUGUUUUGGGAAAAAUACUUUUGUUUUUUUAUGUUACAAUAAAACAGCAAAGAUCCAAUAAUUCACAUUGGCCUUUAGCUGCACUUGAAUCUGUUUGGCACCUAGAGCAUAUUGUAUGUAAGAUGUGUUAUGUUAGCAUGCUAACAUGCUAAUUGACAGUCAUGGCAAUGGGAAAUUAUCAUACAAACCAUCUGCACUGUGACUGUGAGCAUGUAGCAUGCUACAGUUAGCAUUUAGCUCCGUGUGGAUACAGGCUCACAGCUGCUAGCACAAUGCUAGCAUCCUGUAUAGAUCACAUAUGUGGGUUAAGAAAGUUGUCUGAUUAAAGUAUAUUUGACAUUU